Carassius auratus (goldfish) is the source of this 1657-nucleotide messenger RNA. RefSeq names its product tripartite motif-containing protein 29-like. NCBI's taxonomy places the organism in Eukaryota, Metazoa, Chordata, Actinopteri, Cypriniformes, Cyprinidae. Gene Ontology annotation, molecular function: zinc ion binding. The record is from RefSeq and is a predicted model, not a curated record. The transcript has 6 exons. The coding region runs from base 137 to 1315 and encodes 392 amino acids.
GUAUUCAUUAUUUGACUGGCACUUUUGCAUGCGUUUCAGACAAUGAACCAGGAAAUGGUUCAGUUCAGAGAAAUCGAAACUAAACUGCUGUCGAACUGUUGUGAAUGUCUCUCCAGCUGUGUCUGUGUUCAGUAAAAUGGCAGAAUCCAGUGUUUCUUUGGCUCAGGAUCAGUUCAGCUGUCCGAUCUGUCUGGAUCUACUGAAGGAUCCAGUGGCCAUUCCCUGUGGACACAGUUACUGUAUGAGCUGUAUUACAGACUGCUGGGAUCAAGAUGAUCAGAAGGGAGUCUACAGCUGCCCUCAGUGCAGACAGACCUUCACUCUUAGACCUGUUUUAGGUAAAAACACCAUGCUGGCUGAAGUAGUGGAGAAACUAAAGAUGACAAAACUCCAGGCUGCUCGUCCUGCUCAAAGUCACUCUGGAUCUGGAGAUGUGGAGUGUGACAUCUGUACUGGGGACAAAAACAAAGCCAUCAAGUCCUGUCUGGUGUGUCUGGAAUCUUACUGUCAAUCCCAUUUUGAACGUCAUGAAGAAUUUCACUCUGGAAAGCGACACAAAUUGACUGAUGCCACUGGACAACUGCAGGAGAUGAUCUGUCCUCUACAUGAUAAACUGCUGGAGAUUUUCUGUCGUACUGAUCAACAGUGUAUAUGUUAUCUCUGUAUGUUGGAUAAACACAAAAACCAUGAAACUGUAUCAGCUGCAGCAGAGAGGACUGAGAAACAGAUACAAUUGGGUGAAAUGCAGAGAAAAUAUCAGGAGAGAAUCCAGGAGAGACAGAAGGAGCUUGAGGAGCUGAAAGAGGCAGUAGAGUCUCACAAGCGCUCUGCACAGACAGCAGUGGAGGACAGUGAGAGGAUCUUUACUGAGCUGAUCCGCUCCAUUGAGAGAAGCCGCUCUGAGGUGACACAGCUGAUCAGAGAUCAGGAAAAGGCUGAAGUGAGUCGAGCUGAAGGACAACUGGAGCAACUGGAGCAGGAGAUUGAAGAUCUGAGGAGGAGAGAUGCUGAGCUGGAGCAGCUUUCACACACAGACAAUCACAUCCAUUUCCUCCAGAGUUUCCAGUCUCUCUCGGUUCCUCCUGCAUCUACAAACUCACCCAGCAUCACUGUCAGUUUUCGCCUCUCUUUUGAUGAUGUUAGUAAAUCUGUGUCUCAUCUGAAAGAAAAACUGGAGAAUUUCUGCAGAGAGGAGAUAGAAAAGAUUCAUGAUAAAGCAAAAUAUAUUGAGAUCAUUCCCACCCUUGAAUACAAACAAGGAACGAGUUUCUACAGUAUUUCUUCCAGUUCAAGUGGAUUUGAACACGGUACAUAAAAACCUCCGUCUGUCUAAGUGGAACAGAGUGAUAAAAUCCACUUCUAAAGAACAGAGUUAUCCUGAUCAUCCAGACAGAUUUGACACUGUGGAGCAGGUGUUGAGUGAAGAGAGUGUGUGUGGACGCUGUUACUGGGAGGUUGAGUGGAGUGGUGAUGUGGACAUAUCAGUGUCAUUUAAGAGCAUCAGCAGGAAUGGAAGGGGGAUGAUAAUGAUGACAGUUGUGACACAUGUGAGUUUGGACGUAAUGAUCAGUCCUGGAGUUUGUUCUGCUCUGACUCUUGUUGCUCAUUCUGGCAUAAUAAUGAAGGGACUGCACUCCCUGUAGCCUCCAGCUCCUCU